Molecule: messenger RNA, 2151 nt
Organism: Lactuca saligna
Lineage: Eukaryota; Viridiplantae; Streptophyta; Magnoliopsida; Asterales; Asteraceae
Source: the annotation of a GenBank genome assembly
CACUCACGCACACACGAAUUCCCCACCUUCCAUAUUCAACCAAUUUCAUUCGUGGAAAAUUUUGCUCCUGGUUUGAACAUUAUUCCUCUUCUUCUUUAUGCAGAAAGUGAUUAAGGUCUAUUAUUUUAGUAAUAAUAUUACGCGAUCGACUGCGGAUUAAGCUUAAAUAUGGGUAUAAUGAGAAGGAUACCUGCAGGGAUUUUGGUGAUAAGAAGCAUUAGGGGGAAAGAUUGGAGUUUGAAAACGUAUAGAUAUCUCACCCUCUUUGUUACAUUUGUUGCAUACACUUCAUACCAUGCAUCGAGAAAACCUAGUAGCAUUGUAAAAAGUGUGUUGGAUCCUCCUCGCCAUGGCAAUCACUCCAACUCCAAUACUAACGUUCCCCCAUGGCCAUGGCCGAUGGGAGACCUUUUCAUCCCCAAAAUGAAUGAUACUUAUUUGGAUGAUGGAUGGGCUCCAUUCAACGGGAAAGACGGCACUUCAAAAUUAGGGGAAAUAGAUGUUGCAUUUCUAGCGGUUUAUUCAUUAGGGAUGUAUGUUGCUGGUCAUUUAGGAGAUACUUUGGAUCUUCGAUUGUUCUUGACAACUGGGAUGAUCGGGAGUGGAAUCUUUGUCGCAUUAUUCGGGAUGGGUUACUUUUGGGAUGUUCAUCAUUUUUGGUAUUUUCUAGGGAUGCAAAUGGUUGCCGGAUUGUUUCAGGCCACCGGCUGGCCAUCGGUGGUGGCAGUGAUCGGUAAUUGGUUUGGUAAAAGGCGGAGGGGAUUGAUAAUGGGGAUUUGGAAUGCUCAUACAUCUGUCGGCAAUAUCAGCGGUUCUCUUCUUGCCGCCAGUGUUCUUGAUUACGGUUGGGGGUGGUGCUUUAUUCUUCCGGCAGCUUUUAUCGUGGCAGCCGGAGUCAUGGUGUUUUUGUUCUUGGCUGCUUAUCCAGAAGAUGUAGGUUUCUUGGAUCCAAGUGACUCUUCUCCAAAUGCGAGAGGAUCGAUUCAUGAUGAUAAUAUGAUAUGGGAAGAGGGUACAUCCAAUGACGAGGAGGCCCCCGUUCCUCACAUUCAUUCUGUUAAUCGAAGAGGCGUUGGUUUUGUUGGAGCUUGUUUCAUUCCUGGAGUCAUUCCGUUUUCAUUAUGCCUUUUCUUCUCAAAACUUGUUGCAUACACAUUUCUCUUUUGGUUGCCUUUCUAUCUAAGCCAGACAGAGAUUGGUGGAGAGCGUUUAUCAGUAAAAUCGGCUGGAAACUUGUCAACUUUAUUCGAUGUCGGGGGAAUCUUCGGUGGAAUUUUAGCCGGAUAUAUUUCUGAUAGGCUCAAGGCGCGUGCCACCACCGCCGCAACUUUUAUGUACGCCGCCAUCCCAUCAAUGCUUCUAUAUAGAACUUAUGGAAACAUCUCAAAGACCAUGAACAUUAUCCUGAUGAUAAUUGCGGGCCUGUUUAUAAAUGGGCCUUAUGCCCUGAUCACCACCGCGGUGUCUGCCGAUCUUGGGACACAUAGUUCUUUGAAAGGCGAUUCACGGGCCUUGGCAACCGUGACCGCUAUUAUUGAUGGCACUGGUUCUAUCGGGGCAGCUUUAGGUCCGCUUUUGACUGGAUUUCUUUCUACAAAAGGGUGGGAUGCGGUCUUCGCGAUGUUGAUGAUUGGUGCCUGUAUCGCGGGUCUACUCUUGACUCGCCUUGUUUGUACUGAACUCACAGAGAGGACGGCCUUGACAAGUCCACGUCCACGAAACAAUGUUGAAGCUCCUUUAUCUCAAUCACUUUUACGUGACGGGAGGAGUAUUUAUUGCAAUGUUGUCAUCUUCACCUUUACCGGCGGUCCGACAGUGGUAUACCGAGUAUACCGAGUAUACAGAUGUGUAUUGACAAAGAGUGGAGAGUGGAGAGUUCUGUCAAAAAUCGGAUGCUACAAUUGUCGUUCUGACGAUGUCAAUGCCAUAUGCGAUGUCAGUAACCAUGGUCGAAUACCAGGAUUCGGUAUGAAGGAAGAAUCGGAGAAGACGGCGGAGGUAAAGAGACGGCGACAAUGGUCGACAGGAAAGAGACGACGACAAUGGUGGUUCGUCGUUUCUGAUGGUGGCGACGAUCAAUCCGAUGAGAAAGGGUGGAGAGUAGUAGCUUUCAAUGAGAGUGUAGAGCGUGGAUUGACAGAGAUACUAUAG